AUAGACCAGACAGCUUUAUAUUGUAAGAAGGGGUCCUGGUAUUAUCUGGGUGCUCCCCAUUUCAAGAUGGCAGCGAACAGUAGCAGCACUACGGUGGCCAGUAAAACCAACAACAGCACUGGGGGAAAGCAGUCCGGUCCAUCGGCGGAGCAGGUGGUGGCUGCAUUUCAGCGGAUGCGACAAGAGCAGCGGAGCAUGGCUGCGAAGGCAGCGGAGUUGGAGAUGGAAAUUAAUGAGCACAGCCUGGUGAUAGACACCCUGCAAGAGGUGGACCCUUCUCGGAAGUGCUUCCGCUUGGUUGGGGGAGUUCUGGUGGAGAGGACAGUGAAGGAGGUUCUGCCUGCGCUUGAAAGUAACAAAGGACAGAUAUCGAGGAUAGUGGAGUCCCUCAGCACACAGAUGCAGGCGAAAGGGCGGGAGCUGACAGAGUACCGGGAACGCUACAACAUUCGAUUGGUCGGAGAGGAUGAAGGGUCCAGCAAAGGGGCAGCGUCCAAUCGGGAAAGUGAAGGAGGCGGGGCAUCUAAAGGAGGAGCUGGCGUCCUGGUGUCAUAGGAGGACAUCUUUUUUGGGAAAAUAAAAUAAAAAAAUCCCCCAGAAUGCCAUAGAGUGAAAGUUGCCACGUACUUACUGUAUUUGUGUGUAGAGAAUUUUUAUUUGUUUUUUCUUUGUUCUUUUUGAGUUUAUGAAUAAAAAUUGAAAAUUGUAAUCACA
This is a messenger RNA of Conger conger (European conger), 714 nucleotides long. It is a transcript of the gene pfdn2, whose product is annotated as prefoldin subunit 2. Gene Ontology annotation, cellular component: prefoldin complex; cytoplasm. Gene Ontology annotation, molecular function: protein folding chaperone. The record is from RefSeq and is a predicted model, not a curated record. NCBI's taxonomy places the organism in Eukaryota, Metazoa, Chordata, Actinopteri, Anguilliformes, Congridae. The transcript is spliced from 4 exons. Gene Ontology annotation, biological process: protein folding. Bases 67 to 555 code for a protein of 162 amino acids.